This is a messenger RNA of Hyphopichia burtonii NRRL Y-1933, 4548 nucleotides long. It is a transcript of the gene KRE5, whose product is annotated as Kre5p. Lineage: Eukaryota; Fungi; Ascomycota; Pichiomycetes; Serinales; Debaryomycetaceae. The record is from RefSeq and is a predicted model, not a curated record. Gene Ontology annotation, cellular component: endoplasmic reticulum. The coding region runs from base 1 to 4548 and encodes 1515 amino acids. The transcript has a single exon. Gene Ontology annotation, molecular function: UDP-glucose:glycoprotein glucosyltransferase activity.
AUGUAUACGUUUCUUUGGAGAGUGGUGGUGUUCAGUCUAGCUGUUGUUGUCAGCGCUAGUAAAGAGAAUACUGAAGACAACAACAAUUUUGGAAUUGACUUACAAGCGUCUUGGGCCCAAAUUCCUUUCAAGUUGAACUUGCUCGAGAGUGUUGCAUCCCGUAAUGAAUCGCUUUACCUCCAGGUUUUGCCAAGGAUCAUUGGGUUUGUAGACUCCAACGAUUCUGAUGAUGACCGCGAGCCUGACGUUGACGGUGGAAAUGAAAUCAGCGAUGCCGCUAUAUACGAUGAAGUUCUUAGAAGCUUGAAUCUAGAUAGCAUUCAAGAAUCAUUUGUCAAUUUUAAUCUAGUCAAUAAGAUCUAUAGUCCAAGGGUUCAAGCACAGUUCAAAUACUAUAAUGAUGUUGUGAUGCCUAAGUACCAAGGCAAGUUGACUGAAAGUUGUUCCGUUGACUCGUUUGGUAAUGAAGUCGACGGGGUCAAGGAUGGCAAGUUUCCAUCGUGGGUGCAAUACAAUGAUAAGAUAUAUUGCUCUCCUGAUGAGCUUUAUGCCUUACAAACUGACUCUAAGUCUCUGAACGAAGAAAUCUUGCCGUUCGAUAGAGUGAUUGGCGCAAAUGGGGAAGCUCCGCUUUUAGUGCUUUACGGUGAUAUCAACUCCGACUCUUUUAUAAGCAUGUUUGAAAAUAUGUAUUUGAGUGCUAAAGAAGGCAAGUUGAGAUUUGUGUGGAGAUACAUUCCAACCCAAGAUCUUGGUCCAGAGUAUCUCGGUGGGUACGGUGUUGAUUUGACUUUGAAAAGAACUGAUUACUUAGCCGUUGACGACCGUAAUAUCAAGGAAAUAGAAGCAAAAUCAAGUAAAAAAACUUCAAACUCAAAAAAAUUGAAACUUGAAAAUGAUCUAAAUGCAAUUGCACAGAGUAAUGCAGAUUUACAUCCAAUCACUAAAGACCAAUUGAAAGACCUCGGCUCAAAGUUGGUCACAUUUAUACAAUCCAAUUCCUAUAAAGCUAUAAAAAAAUAUGAUUUGCUCAAAACUGUUCUUAAUGAUUUCCCAAAGUAUGCUUACUAUAUCUCUAAAUUGAAAAAUCAGAAACAGUUCCCUUUUGUAAACGAUGUGAUUGAGCAAAAUAGAAAAAUUGGUGCUUCAGAAGAUUCUAAUGGUAUCUACAUAAAUGGUUUGUCGAUUCCAAAAGAACAGUUUGAUUUAACCACUUUAGUUCAUCAGAUUGAAUCAGAAUUGAAAGUUUCCAACGAAUUAGUAGAAUAUGGCUUUACCAUUCCUCAAGCAAAAAAAUUAAUAACUAAAUUUGCCCUCUUAAGUGCAGUUAAAGAAUCCCAAUUUAAAACUGGUAACUCCCUUAUGGGUGAUAAUGAAAACAGAUUCAAGUUGUACGAACACGAAUUCGUCCCCAAUGCAAAAGAUAAGAAAGGUGGUGUCCUUUUCUUCAAUAAUAUCGAAACCGAAAGUAGUUACCUGCUUUAUUCUGCUAAUAGGCAAGAAAUGUAUAUUGGGCCUGGUGCUUAUCAAAUGCCCCAUGGCCAAAUUCCGGCAUUAAAGGAAAAUGUUCACGAUCUUAUUUUUGUUAUCAACUUCAGCCACAAGGAACAAUUGAAAGUUUUCUUUGCUAUGGCAAAAUUCUUCUUGGAUCGUGGUAUUCCUAAACAAAUUGGUAUCUUACCAUUGAUUGGUUCUGAUCCUAGAGAUGAGAAACUCGCUCAAUUGUUCUACUUCCUUGCUGAAAAAGGUUCUGCUAAAGAAUCAUUGGCUCUUUUGUAUAAAUAUUUCGAAACCACCAAUGUUGAUGAAGAAAAUGCUCUUUUCGAAACUAUCAAUAUUCCUGAAGAUCACAUUCAUAGUUAUGCCGAAUUCCGUGAUACUUUACAUAAAUUUUCUAUUGAUUCUCCAUCAGUUAUUUUCAAUGGUGUCAUAAAUGACUUGCAAGGAAGCACUUGGCAAAAGGAUAUGAAGAACCAAGUUGCUCAAGAUGUCAGACUUUUACAACAUCAUAUAAGACAAGAAACUGAUCAGGGUAAAAAAUUAAAAGAUAUCUUGUAUGAAAAUGCAAAAUCUGAAAGAAACCUUCGUGUUAUUCCAAAAGACCCGGCUAAUAUUUUAUAUAAAAGGAUUUCAAACGAAAUGUAUGAAAAAUCAGUUGGAUUUAAAAAAGAUCUUGAAAAUAAAGAACUUUCAGGAACGUUUUGGUUAAUUGGUGAUUUCAACGAGAAAAAGUUGAUCGAUCAGUUCAUAAUUAUCUUGAAGGUUAUUGCUAAAAGCUCAUCUCCAAACUCCAUGCAAAUAAGGGUUAUAAACACAUCCCAAAACAAUGACUUACUUGAUCAAUUACAAGAAAAAUUCAGCAACAAACCCUUGAAUAAAAGCAACACUAAAAAUCUUAUUGAUUAUAUUAAAGAUUAUAAGAGUGGCUCGCUGGAGUCAUUGAGGUCAGAAUCUGUAAGCAAGUUAUUAGAAGAAAACGAAUUCCAACUGCAUCAACCUUCACUUAUCUUCAAUUCCAGGUAUUUUAGGUUGACUGAGAUUUUCAAAGCAAAGGAACUCCAAACCUUGAUCGAGUACGAGUUUAAGCAAAGGUUGAGUAUCAUAAAAGACUUGGUAGAAGCAUAUCCAGAAGAUUUUUCUUAUAGAACAUUAUUUGACUUUAAUAGAAAUUCCGGGUCAGACAAUAUUGACUGGUUUGAUCUUGUUCUGUCUUCUAUCACCAAGAGUUUUUAUGUUGAUGAUUUCUUGAUUCUCCUGGAUGAUGUUGCCAGAUUUGAUUUUUCCUCGCUAAAUAUGAAUAACACAAUCGAUGUGGUUGAUUAUGAUAACAAGAAACCAAUAGAUAUUUUGCUUAUUAUCGAUCCUACCGAAGAAUAUUCACAAAAAUUGGUUAACGUGAUUGGAUCCAUUCUUGAUUUCCCAUUUGUUAACAUUAAAAUUUUAUUGCAACCAAAUGAGAAGAGCGAUGAAGAUGUAUCAAUCAAACGAUUCUAUCGAGGGGUUUUCCCAGCUUCAAGACCACAAUUUGAUAGUGAAGGGAACUUUGAUGUUAAGUAUCAAGCCAACUUUACCAACUUACCAGAAGAUCAAUUAUUCACUACGGAUAUUGAUGGGCCUCAUAAAUGGAUCAUAACAAGCCAUGAUACUGCACCUGAGAAUGUCGACUUGGAUAACAUUAAGUUAUCCAAUUACGAAUACACCCAAAUUUCAGGAAGUUACGAGUUGAAAAAUAUCUUAGUUGAAGGUUACGCUAAUGAUGUGAGAAUUGCAUUUCCAACAACCGGGUUAGAAUUAGAAUUGAUAUCUACUAAUGAUAAAAUUGAUACUAAUGUUAUGGCAACAUAUGGCUAUUUCCAAUUACCAGCGGAUGCCGGAAUAUGGACUUUGUCAAUAAAGUCAGAUAGUAUCAGCAGUAAACAUUGCUCUUUGUUAUCAGCAUCUUCUAAUAGAUACGUUGCAAAUGAUACCCCAUUGAAGAGCGUGCAAGUGCCUGUUUUUGACUUGAAUGGUAAAACGCUAUCAGUCAGAGUGACCAAGAACCCGGGGUACGAAAAUAAAAACUUGCUUAUUGAGCUUGCUAACGGAGGACUCGAACAUAAAGACGAGACUAAAGGUUCAUCAUGGUUCGGAUCAUUAAUCAAUUCUGGCAAGAAAGAGGUUAAGCCAAAACAGGCUGAUAUUAAUGUUUUCAGUAUAGCCAGUGGACAUUUAUACGAAAGAUUAAUGGGGAUUAUGAUUGCAUCCGUUCGAGCCCAUACCAACAAGCUGGUUAAGUUUUGGAUUAUUGACAACUACAUUAGCCCACAGUUCAAAAAAUUGCUUCCUAAAUUAGCGCAGAAGUACGAUGUUGAAUACCAAUUAAUUACUUAUAAAUGGCCAGUUUGGUUGACAAAACAACGUGAAAAACAAAGAACCAUCUGGGGCUACAAGAUUUUAUUUUUGGACGUUAUUUUCCCGCAAGACCUUGACAAGGUCAUUUUCGUUGAUGCUGAUCUGAUUGUGAGAAGCGAUUUAUCAGAAUUAGUUGACUUUGAUCUCGAAGGUGCUCCAUACGGAUUUACCCCCAUGUGCGAUUCAAGAGAAGAAAUGGAAGGAUUCCGUUUCUGGAAACUGGGCUACUGGACCCAAGUCUUACAAGGAGGAUUGAACUACCACAUCAGUGCCUUGUACGUGGUUGACUUGAACAACUUCAGAGCAUUAACUGCUGGUGAUCGACUCAGAAACCACUACGAUAGACUAGCCUCCGAUCCAAACUCCUUAUCCAACUUGGACCAAGAUUUACCCAACAACAUGCAAAAAUGGAUCAAGAUCAAAAGCUUGCCGCAAGAAUGGCUAUGGUGUGAGACCUGGUGCUCCGACCAAACAUUCUCCUCCGCAAAAGUAGUGGACCUAUGUAAUAACCCGUUGACAAAAGAGAAUAAACUCGAUCGUGCUAAAAGACAGAUUCCUGAAUGGACCAGCUACGAUGACCAAAUCCACGCCUUACAACACCCCGUCAGCGACUCCAGCGACCGCCCCGUCAGCGAACAUGCCCACGAUGAGUUGUAA